Messenger RNA from Humulus lupulus (European hop), 426 nucleotides. Its product is annotated as proline-rich receptor-like protein kinase PERK8. Lineage: Eukaryota; Viridiplantae; Streptophyta; Magnoliopsida; Rosales; Cannabaceae. The transcript has 2 exons. Bases 1 to 426 code for a protein of 141 amino acids. The record is from RefSeq and is a predicted model, not a curated record.
AUGGGAAAGGGAAAAAAGAAAGCCACCGAACCUCUCAAGCCCCUCGACGAAUCUUCGGAUGAGAACAACAUGGUGUCCGAGAAUGUGUUUGACAUAUACAGUGCCCCCGAGGCUCCUGAAGCUCCCUCGAGCAAGAAGAAAACGAGCAAGCGGCAUCCCGAGGAAAGCAGUAAAGCGCCUCCGGCCAAGAAAACUCGUACUGCAGGCCCUUCGGUAGACGAACCUUCAAAAAAUGUAACACCACCUCCUUCUCCUCUCGAGCAACAAACUCCUCCUGCUCCUGUCGGGUCAACACCUUCUCCACCGGCCCCAACCAACCAGACUCAGCAGGCUGCUCCUGCUUCCACAGGGGGCGACAUAUCGAGUCGUGCCUUAAGAUCAAUCAAUGACAAGGUGGCCAAAAUUUUGAAGCAUGAACAUUGCUGA